Messenger RNA from Mucor velutinosus, 699 nucleotides. RefSeq lists its product as uncharacterized. Bases 1 to 699 code for a protein of 232 amino acids. The record is from RefSeq and is a predicted model, not a curated record. Lineage: Eukaryota; Fungi; Mucoromycota; Mucoromycetes; Mucorales; Mucoraceae. The transcript has 2 exons.
AUGACAAUGCUUUCGCCUAUUCCGGUGCUGCUGAUAUACGCCUCAUGGAUUGUACUGAUCCCAUUUGUAUUGAAUUUCUCUAAUUUGGGUGAUUUGAUUCCUCGGUUGAGCUAUCAUUUCGGCAUUGACUACUAUUUGCAUAAAGUGGAGCCUAUUGUGAUUUGUUUGGGAUUAGUGACAUUUUACAGCUAUGUUGUGCUUGGCUUUGUAUCUGACAUUAUCCAAGCUUGUCGUCGCACACACGACCAAGGCAUCAGUCAAAACUCGCUGCUCUAUGGAAGAUUCGAGAGAGCUCACCGCCAACUCAGAAAAGUGUUUCCUCCAUUUGUUGUCUCUUGUUUGCUAAUGUAUGCAAAUACAACUCGAUUCGAUACGUUGCGCAAUAGUUUCAUGGUAUUGCAAACUGUCUUGCUGCUUGUACAGCCUCUUGCGUCCAUGUAUCAUCGACCUCAAGCUGGACUCAUUUGCAAGUAUUUCUACCGCGCUGUAUUGUUCUGGUCAAUCCUGUAUGCUAUAUUCCCGCGUGAAGCUCAGCAUUACAUUUCUUAUUUGACACAUUUUGUCAGUGAGUGGUUGGGUCUCCAUAAUACGCAUCGCAGCCCCCGUCAUUACUACAACAGCAAGUAUCCCACACACAACAAAUACUUUAGCAGCGCCUCCAACACUCCCUCCUCCAACUAUCAACAGUGGAUAUUGUAA